AUUUGCAAGCGCUGGCUAUUGAACCUUGCUAUUUGUCUCCAUCUGUCGGUAUUUUAGUAGUACACCACCCACAGGAAGUUAUAAACGAAGCGCGCUUGGUAACAAACCGGGCGACAGAAACGACUGCUGAUUAUUAAACAACACUGAAUGAAACUGAGUUUUAAGAAAGCACUUACUUUACACAGUUAUUAUACUUCGUAGCACGUGUUCCUGCGCACCACAGAAACGAAGGGAAUUGUGGCACACCGCAAUUUUUUAGCUAGCUGGGAGUUAUUAUUCUGAUCUCGUACAAGUGUUGCAGGAGGUUCGCGCCAGCAUGUCUGUGUCUGUGAUCAUUAAAUGGGGAGGGCAGGAGUACUCUAUCAGGACACUCUCCGAAGAGGACACUGUGCUGGACCUCAAGCAGUCCAUCAAGUCCCUGACAGGGGUUCUCCCAGAGAGGCAGAAACUCCUAGGAUUAAAGGUCAAAGGCAAACCAGCAGAGGACCAAGUGAAGCUUGGUUCACUAAAGCUGAAACCCAAUACCAAGAUCAUGAUGAUGGGCAGCAGGGAGGAGAGUCUGGAAGACGUUUUAGCACCUCCCCCGGAGAAUGAUGACGUUGUCAAUGACUUUGACAUUGAAGAAGAGGUGAUUGAAGUACAGAACAGAGAGGAGAACUUGGCCAAGAUAGCCCGCCGUGUGAAAGACUACAAAGUGGAGGGGAUGAACCCACCCAGGGAAGGAAAGAGUCUGUUGGUACUAGAUGUGGACUACACGUUGUUUGAUCACAAGUCAUGUGCCGAGACGGGACAGGAGCUCAUGAGGCCUUUUCUCCAUGAGUUCCUGACCUCGGCGUAUGAGGACUAUGACAUCGUCAUCUGGUCUGCCACGAGUAUGAAGUGGAUUGAUGCUAAAAUGAAAGAGCUGGGAGUGACAGACAACCCUAACUACAAGAUCACCUUCAUGCUGGACAGUGCAGCCAUGAUCACCGUGCACACGCCUAAGAGGGGUGUAGUGGAGGUGAAGCCUCUUGGGGUGAUAUGGGGAAAGUACAGUGAGUUCUACAGCAAGAGGAACACUAUCAUGUUUGACGACAUUGGUAGAAAUUUCCUAAUGAACCCACAGAACGGCCUGAAGAUUCGUCCAUUCAUGAAAGCGCACUUAAACCGUGAGAAAGACAAAGAGCUCUUCAAACUCUCUCAGUAUCUUAAAGAGAUUGCCAAACUGGAGGACUUCUCAGGUCUCAACCAUAAGCACUGGGAGAGGUAUCGUGCAAAGAAACAAAGCCAGUGAGAGCAAUGUUGUGGAUGUGUGAAGGGAUGGUCAUUCCUCAACCAGGAACAGUGCUGGACACUCAAGCCCUCACAAAAAUACUACUGCCUGUUUCUGACUGGGAGCUGUUUCCUAUUGUUUGGCUUUUU
Messenger RNA from Oncorhynchus mykiss (rainbow trout), 1401 nucleotides. NCBI's taxonomy places the organism in Eukaryota, Metazoa, Chordata, Actinopteri, Salmoniformes, Salmonidae. The record is from RefSeq and is a predicted model, not a curated record.